Molecule: messenger RNA, 1230 nt
Organism: Kuraishia capsulata CBS 1993
Lineage: Eukaryota; Fungi; Ascomycota; Pichiomycetes; Pichiales; Pichiaceae
Exons: 1
Coding region: 1-1230 (409 amino acids)
Biological process (GO): L-tryptophan biosynthetic process
Cellular component (GO): cytoplasm
Molecular function (GO): tryptophan synthase activity
Source: RefSeq, a predicted model, not a curated record
AUGACCUUAACCAGUCCAUAUUUGGAAAACUACCCCGAUGAAAAGGGGUUCUAUGGAAAGUUCGGUGGUUCGUUUGUUCCUCCUCCUAUCCAGGAGCAGAUGGACAAAAUUAGUGCUCGCUAUAAUGAGAUCAAGAACUCUCCCGAGUAUCUCAAAGAAUUGGACAAAAUUCGCAAGGAGUACCAAGGUCGUCCUACUCCAAUCUCGUAUGCUAAGAGAUUAUCAGAACACGUUGGUGGUGCAAAGAUUUACCUCAAACGAGAAGACUUGAAUCACAUGGGUGCUCAUAAGAUGAACCAUUGUAUGGCUGAGUGCCUUCUUGCAAAGUCCAUGGGAUUCAAGAAAGUCAUUGCCGAAACUGGUGCUGGUCAACAUGGUGUCGCUCUGGCUUCAGCAGCGGCCUACCUCGGCCUUGAAUGUGAUAUCUACAUGGGAGAAGUAGAUAUGCUCAAGGAAGAACCUAAUGUAACUAGAAUGAGAAUUCUAGGUACCAAAGUGAUCCCGGCCACCACUGGACUCAAGACCUUGAAAGAGGCCGUCGAUAUGGCCUUCAUGGCCUAUAUGGAAGAUCCCGAGAACAUCAUGUAUUGUAUUGGAUCUGUGGUUGGGCCACAUCCUUUUCCCAUGAUGGUGAGAGACUUUCAGAGUGUGGUUGGGAAAGAGGCCAAAGGGCAGUUCCUGGAUAUGGAGGGUACACUUCCGGAUCAUGUGGUCGCCUGUUGCGGUGGUGGCUCCAAUGCUGCAGGAAUAUUUUCCGCAUUUAUCGAGGACAAAGACGUGAAAUUGUAUGCUGUUGAGCCUCGUGGCAAGGGAACAGGUGUUAUGGGUGAACAUGCUGCUUCAAUCCAGUAUGGUCAUGAAGGUGUUCUCCAUGGCUUCAACUCCAUUACACUAACUGAUUCCAACGGCGAACCUGCUCCAGUACACUCCAUUGCUUCUGGUUUGGAUUAUCCAUCCGUUGGUCCUGAACAUGCAUUUUGGCACGAUAUUGGAAGGACUGAGUCGGACGUAGGUGCGACCGAUCUGGAAGCCGUUGAGGCGUUUUUCAUGCUUUCCAAGCUAGAAGGCAUAAUUCCAGCCUUGGAGUCAUCUCAUGCUGUAGCUUAUGCCAUCAAAAUUGCACCAAAGCUGAAGGGUCAGACUAUCCUGGUCAAUCUCUCCGGAAGGGGUGAUAAGGAUUUGGACUAUGUGGUUGAGAAUUACCCAGAGUUUGUGGAUAAAAAGUUCUGA